AUGGAAGUAGAACUUAAACAAACCUCUGAAUGGUCUAAGCUUGAAGAAAAUACUCCAAUCUCUAAGAGCAAUAUAUGGGACGAAACAUCUAGAGACUCGGAAGAUUCAGUGACAGAAACACCACGCAAACGAAAUGGAUGGGAUGUUACUCCUCAAGUUUCAACAAAGAAAUCUCGUUGGGAUGAAACACCUACUCAUCCAGAAGCUCAAAUUAGAGCCACACCUGUUGUGAAUUUGGAAGUACAACUAUGGGAAAAAGAUCUAGAUGCACGUAAUAAACCUUUAUCAGAUGAAGAGCUUAAUGCAAUGUUUCCUUCAACUGAAAUACCAGAUGUUGGUAACUUGCCAUUUUUUAAACAAGAAGAUAAGCAACACUUUGGUAAAUUAUUAGAAGAUAAAGGUGAAAGUGAAUUACCUGAAGGAAUGCAAGAUUAUGAGAUUACUUCUUAA
Messenger RNA from Entrophospora candida, 450 nucleotides. Lineage: Eukaryota; Fungi; Glomeromycota; Glomeromycetes; Entrophosporales; Entrophosporaceae. The record is from the annotation of a GenBank genome assembly.